Sardina pilchardus (European sardine) is the source of this 2383-nucleotide messenger RNA. RefSeq names its product phosphatidylinositol 4-kinase type 2 alpha (gene pi4k2a). Gene Ontology annotation, cellular component: plasma membrane; endosome; trans-Golgi network. The transcript has 9 exons. Lineage: Eukaryota; Metazoa; Chordata; Actinopteri; Clupeiformes; Clupeidae. Gene Ontology annotation, biological process: phosphatidylinositol phosphate biosynthetic process; Golgi organization; endosome organization. Gene Ontology annotation, molecular function: 1-phosphatidylinositol 4-kinase activity. The record is from RefSeq and is a predicted model, not a curated record. Bases 125 to 1468 code for a protein of 447 amino acids.
UUGUUGAAGAUUUGUGCUGUUAUACAUAAAGAAGCAUCAUUGUGGGGUUACAGACAGAAAUCCCUGGACUGCUUUCCCCUUUUCCCCUUUUGGCUACCAUUCCAUUUUUCUCCCCUACGCUGGAAUGGACGAGACUAGCCCACUAGUGUCCCCUUUACGGGAUUCAACUGAUUUUAGCUAUUGUCCCACUGAGCCUACGAGUCCCCGAGGCGGAUUUGGAGGAACACCGGGCUCAGUCGUCCGCAUUCCGGCAGGGAGUCCUGGAAGAAGCCGUGAACGGCAGCCACUUUUGGAUCGAGACCGAGGAGGGUCUCCACGGGAUCCACACAGCAAUGAAUUCCCCGAAGAUCCAGAGUUUCGGGAGAUUAUUAGGAAAGCAGAGCGUGCUAUCGAGGAGGGAAUCUACCCGGAGCGCAUCUAUCAAGGAUCUAGUGGAAGUUACUUCGUAAAAGAUUCGCAUGGGAAAAUCAUUGGUGUGUUCAAGCCUAAGAAUGAGGAACCUUACGGCCAGCUGAACCCCAAAUGGACCAAGUGGCUGCAGAAGCUCUGUUGUCCGUGCUGCUUCGGCCGAGACUGCCUGGUGCUCAACCAGGGCUACCUCUCAGAGGCCGGAGCCAGUCUGGUGGACCAGAAGCUGGAGCUCAACAUCGUGCCACGGACCAAAGUUGUCUACUUGGCAAGUGAAACAUUCAAUUAUAAUGCCAUAGACAGAGUGAAGUCUCGAGGAAAGCGCCUGGCUCUGGAGAAAGUUCCCAAAGUGGGACAGCGCUUCCACCGCAUUGGCUUGCCUCCAAAGGUUGGCUCUUUCCAGCUCUUCGUGGAUGGAUAUAAGGAUGCCGAUUUCUGGUUGCGGCGCUUUGAGGCUGAGCCUCUGCCAGAGAACACCAACCGUCAGCUGCAGCUUCAGUUUGAGCGACUGGUGGUUCUCGAUUACAUCAUCAGGAACACUGAUAGAGGAAAUGACAACUGGCUGAUUAAAUAUGAUUGUCCCAUGGACACCUCAGGCAACCGGGACACUGAUUGGGUUGUCGUGAAGGAUCCGAUUAUUAAGUUGGCGGCCAUAGACAAUGGCCUCGCUUUCCCUUUGAAACAUCCGGACUCCUGGAGAGCUUAUCCAUUUUACUGGGCAUGGUUGGCUCAGGCUAAAGUGCCCUUCUCUCAAGAAAUUAGAGACCUCGUUCUGCCUAAACUGUCUGACCCAAACUUCAUCAAGGACUUGGAAGAGGAUCUAUAUGAGCUAUUUAAGAAAGAUCCUGGUUUUGACCGAGGACAGUUCCAUAAGCAAGUAUCUGUUAUGAGAGGCCAGAUUCUGAACCUGAGCCAGGCGCUGAAGGACGCCAAGACUCCUCUGCAGCUGGUCCAGAUGCCCCCGGUGAUCGUGGAGACGGCCCGCGCCCCGCAGCGCGCCAACAGCGAGUCCUACACACAGAGUUUCCAGAGCAGGCGGCCGUUCUUCACCUGGUGGUGAGGUGCGUAUGGUGAGUGUGGGCCAGGAAGCGGGCCAGCACCAUAUACCUCUGCUAGCACCUUCUCUUGUGACGCGAGGGAGGACUGGAGAGAGUGGACAGCUUAAGUGAUGGCGCAAGAGGCGGGUGGAGAGAGGGGGAGGAAGAGAAAUGGAGUGAGAGAAAGGUGGCCUGUUUCUGUCUCUCGCUUUUCUUCUGUUUCUUCCUUUUUUGUUGUCUGUCCAUCCUGCUGUAAAGGAAGUUUGCCUUGAAAAAAAAAAAAAAGAUUACUUUAACCGUCAAGACUGUCAGUCAUCUUUGGACUAAUCCAUACUAAACCUCCAGAGACUGGCAUCUGGAGAAACGUAACAGUGAAGGACGUCGAUUCUUGUUGUUCUCGGACGAGGUGAAAUGGACCCGCAUGAUUCCUGUGAGUUGUUGAUGCUUUAUUGAUCACUGUAUACGUGGAGGUUGAUCUGCUGCAUUUAUUUCCACACCAUCUGUCUGAAUAGAUGCAUGCUCAUCAAGAUGGGUCUCCAUAGUUACCUUGGCCUGUUUGCCAAGCGGAACACGGGCUUCUAGGGAUACUGCUGAUGUGCACACGCGCUCUGUCUUCAUGUUUUCUCUUUUCUACUCACAUUACACAUUUGAUUAGGAAGGAACAGACUUACGCUAAAGACUGCUUGCUGCAGGAGGAAAUACAGACUUGCCCCAAAUGCCAUUCCAAAUGGUUUUCUGUUGUAGGGUACUGAUCUAUUUCAAAGGAGAUAAUGUGACGUUAUGGAAGGGCCUUCUGGUAGAUUGGUUGUCCCCCUUUUUUUUUUUAAUACAAUCUGUAUUUGCUGUCACCUGAAACUGACCCACAUGUAUUGUGACAACACACUGUAUAAUUUGUAUGUAAUGUAUUUAAUGUAAAAUUAUAUGACUAUAACAAACAA